AUGGAUACCCUAAUCGUCGAAACACAAGGGCUGCGCAUAGCCGUAGAAGGAUGCGGUCACGGCACCUUGCAUUCCAUCUACGCCUCCAUCCAAGACACCUGCGAACGUCAAGGCUGGGACGGAGUUGACCUUCUGAUCAUAGGAGGAGAUUUCCAAUCAGUCCGCAAUGCCUACGACCUGAACGUGGUGUCCAUGCCAGCGAAAUACCGCGAAAUCGGCGACUUUCACGAAUACUACUCCGGCGCGCGAGAUGCUCCCUACCUGACCAUAUUCAUCGGUGGGAACCACGAGGCCAGCAAUUACCUGUGGGAACUAUACUAUGGCGGAUGGGUGGCGCCGAAUAUCUACUACAUGGGUGCGGCGAACGUGGUGCGCCUGGGACCGCUGAGGAUAGCUGGACUCUCGGGGAUUUGGAAGGGAUAUAACUACAAGAAACAACAUCACGAACGGCUACCGUAUAACCAGGAUGAUAUCAAGAGCAUAUACCACGUCAGAGAGCUGGAUACGAGGAAGCUACUUCAAAUACGGACUCAGGUUGACAUUGGGUUGAGCCAUGACUGGCCACGAGGGAUCGAGUGGAAGGGCGACUGGAAGACGCUGUUCCGGAAGAAGUCACAUUUUGAACAGGACGCUCGAGAUGGGACUUUGGGGAGCGUUGCAGCCAAGCUUAUCCUAGAUCGACUCAGGCCUGCGUACUGGUUCAGUGCACAUAUGCAUAUCAAGUACUCCGCCAUCUGGAAUUUCGAGGAUUCCCCCGAUGUCUCAGCAAAAGCUCAGGCGAAAGAAACUCUACCGAAGAACAAUGAGGAGAUUGACCUCGAUAUGAAUGAUGAUACGCCAGCAAUUCCACAGAUGACGCCAAAGAACGAUGCCGAGAUAGAUCUCGACUUAGACGACGAGGACGAUUCAACGACACCAGCCCAACCACCAACCACACAAGCUUCAAAUGGUGAUAUUUCCAAGCCAAAUUCACAGACUAGCGCAAGUCCGUCUGAAGUGCCCCAAGACAUCCGGAGCCUUCUCCCAGCAGCCUUCUCCCGUCCUGCAAACGGCGGCGCGCACCCACAACCCGAAACCCUCCCACCUCCAGCCGACAUCAAGAACAAAACUACCCGCUUCCUAGCAUUAGACAAAUGCCUCCCUAACCGCCACUUCCUCCAACUCAUGGAAGUCGAGCCACUAAAACCGGCCCCUUUCACCCGCCCGCUCCGCCUUUCAUACGACAAAGAAUGGCUCGCCAUCACGCGCGUCUUCGCCGCGGACCUAGCUCUGGGCAAUCCAGAAGCUCGCAUCCCUUUUGAUCAAGGCGACGCGCACUACCGCCCGCUGAUCGAGAAGGAAGAAGCAUGGGUUGAGGAGAAUAUCGUGAAAUCGGAGAAGAUGCUCGUCCCGGAAGACUUCCACAUCACAGCUACGCCGUACGAUCCCUUGGUAGGGGAGAAGGUUGAUGGACAACCGCUCGAGUACAACAACGCUCACACACAAGGCUUCUGCGACCUGCUACAGAUCCCGAAUCCGUUCCAUGCGGGAACGGAAGAGAGCCGGCAACGAGCGCUGAAUGGGCCUAGGCCGGACUCCCACAGAGAUGGCUUCCGGGGGGGCCGUGGAGGAUCAGGCUUUGGAAGAGGAAGAGGUGGUAGGGGAGGUAACAGAGGAGGUGGGCCGUGGAGAGGCGGCGGUAGGGGCGGCGGGCGCGGACGCGGGGGCCGCGGAUGGUCGUGA
Mytilinidion resinicola is the source of this 1722-nucleotide messenger RNA. RefSeq names its product lariat debranching enzyme. Gene Ontology annotation, biological process: mRNA splicing, via spliceosome. The record is from RefSeq and is a predicted model, not a curated record. NCBI's taxonomy places the organism in Eukaryota, Fungi, Ascomycota, Dothideomycetes, Mytilinidiales, Mytilinidiaceae. Gene Ontology annotation, cellular component: nucleus. Gene Ontology annotation, molecular function: RNA lariat debranching enzyme activity. The coding region runs from base 1 to 1722 and encodes 573 amino acids. The transcript is spliced from 3 exons.